GGAAUCCAAAGAAAUCAUAAGUUUUCUUUAAAAAUACAACUGUAAUAAAACACUAGCAUUAUAUCAUAAAAAACAAGUACUUAAGAAGAACAAUUAAUAAUUCAGAAUCUCUAAAAAAAUAAGAAUGGCGGGUAACUAAAUAAGUUUUGUACUACAUGUAAGCAAUUUACCGGAGGAUGACCCAUGAAAGCAAUAAUGUGCUUAUUUCCAAUGGGGUCCUCAUAGAUUGUAAUAGUAAUUUACCUACUUAGCACUAAAUGCUAUGAUAUAAAUAAGAAUAAAUAAAACAUAAAUAAAUAAGAUAAUAUGUAUGUUUAAAGAAACUAAUAUAAUUGUAUAAUUUUCCUUACAACAACUCGACUUGUAAUUUUUUCCCCAGAAUUGAAAUUGGUGAUUAAUUUGUUUUCCUUACAUCACAGAAAAAUGGCUUCACCUGCAUAUGCAUUGGUACUUUUUGAUGUUGAUGGAUGCACUGCUAUCGUGGAAACCAAGAAAUUGGUUCUUGGGUGAAACGAACUUGUCAGGGGCCUACAGUGUCAUAUGAAACUUGGUACAGAGAAGCUGAACGUCGAGAUCCUGCAAAUAUCAGAUUCAAAGAGACAGCUUAACACAUUUGAAGAUGACUGGAGCACAUCCCAUCGCUCUAUCGCAUUGGAUCGAGAGAAGAAGAAAAGACGAAACCAACCUGAUGGAUACCUUUCUGUAUGGCCACAGGAUAUGGAGGAUGUUGUGGGUGAGGAAGUUCAGCCUGCUCCAGUGGAACAGACCAAUGAUAAUGACCAACCUAAUGAAGCAGCCCCAACCAGAAAAACAAAAGGAAAGGCAAAAGAGAAAACAGGUUCCAAAGGCAGGAAAAUUACAGUGCUCCAUGAGGGUUCCGGCGACUUUUCAUCAGAUACAACAUCACCAAAACGUGCUCCCUGCUUUUUGGAGGAAGUUAAUGGUGAUGAGCGAGAUCUAAUCAAUCUCCAGAUUAGGCAACAUCAAGAAGGACUACGGAAUGUGUCAGUCCAGACAGAGAAGGUUGUGGUCCUUGGAACAGAAGAUGUGUUGCCACCUCUGAUGGCAGAGACUUUCAGUGCAAUGACCAAGACCUUGGGCCAAAUUCAAAAGGAACAACAGGCAACAAAGGCCCUAAUUCAGGAUUUAAUGGGGGAAAUAAAGACACUGAAGGAAAAUCAGCUGUCCAGACCAUCACUGGGAGGUCUUUUGUCCACAAGUGAUUUGCCCGAGUUGACGGUCAACACAUCAAUGGACAAGUUGGUGGAGACAGUCCAAGAACUGGAAGAAUCUCUCUCAACCAAACCACCACAACGGACUAGUGAGCCAGAGACAGAGAAUGAUGAUAAAGAGGAGCCACUUCCUAAACUGGUGAAGAGACCACGGCAAAACAAGACUGCAAGUGCUACACAUAGUAUACCACUCGCAACAUCAAGUGCCAGAAAACAGAAUACCACAAGUCCAGUUGAUACGUCAGCCAAAACCAGCCACAGUUUUCCCUCCACUACGACAAGUGCUUCAUCAGCAACAACAGUGUCAACUCACAGCUCAACAUCUACCACAAGUUCCCCAUCAGCCGUCACCAAUACAACCAUGUCACCUUACAGCUCAACAUCUACCACAAGUUCCCCAUCAGCCAUCACCAAUACAACCAUGUCACCUCACAGCUCAACAUCUACCACAAGUUCCCCAUCAGCCAUCACCAAUACAACCAUGUCACCUCACAGCUCAACAUCUACCACAAGUUCCCAAUCAGCCAUCACCAAUACAACCAUGUCACCUCACAGCUCAACAUCUACCACAAGUUCCCCAUCAGCCAUCACCAAUACAGCAACGAUGUCAACUCGCAGCUCAACAUCUACAACAACCAGUUCCCCAUCAGCCAUCAACAAUACAACAGUGUCAACUCGCACCUCGCUAUCUACUACAUCCAGUUCCCCAUCAGCAAACACUGAUACAGCAACGGUUUCAUCUCCUCAAGACCCAACAUCCACCGCAAGUUCUCCAUCUUUGGCAAUACGUGCUUCACCUCCAACUAAAAGUGUCAUGUCAACCUUCAGUAGCCCUCCAUCCAUCAACAGUACAUCGUACAGCACCAAUGCCCAAAAUACUUCGUCUGCCACCACCAGUAUCAGCAACACUCCACCAGCUUCUUCUUUAACAACAAUUAACAUGUCGCAAGCAGCUGCUAUUUUACCAGCUUCCAUGAUCGAGUCCUCCCCAAGUCCAUCCACAAACAAGAAGACAAUAAGAUUCAACUGCUUUCCUGGACCUAUCAUUGAGAUAGAUGGACCACAAGAUGUUUGCGGAACACCAGAAGAUGCUGAGUUCAGAAUUAGGCAAAAAACAUUGAUGUCAACAUCUUCUGCUGCAUGUUCAAAGCCCAACUUUGGCUGGAUUUUAGUCCAGAAGAUUUACAGCAAAGAAGAGCUGAUCGGAAGAAAUUUCUUCGGCAACAGAAAAAACAUCCCUGCCAUUUCACCAAGAAGGCGCCAUGCCAUAGAACACGCUGUAGCCGAAAUGUAUGGUUCCAAUGAAGCCCAUUUAAAAGAGGUUAUAUCUGGAAUCAACACCGGACUCCGAAAAAUGCGAAGUAGACGACUACCAUUCACAUCUUUGGAGAAUAUUUAACUAAAUAAAAAAGUUGUGAAGUGGAACAUUUAAGUCUAGUGGAUGCUUG
Messenger RNA from Saccostrea cuccullata (small rock oyster), 2680 nucleotides. RefSeq names its product serine-rich adhesin for platelets-like. NCBI's taxonomy places the organism in Eukaryota, Metazoa, Mollusca, Bivalvia, Ostreida, Ostreidae. The coding region runs from base 541 to 2631 and encodes 696 amino acids. The record is from RefSeq and is a predicted model, not a curated record. The transcript is spliced from 5 exons.